Salvia miltiorrhiza (redroot sage) is the source of this 2121-nucleotide messenger RNA. RefSeq names its product pollen receptor-like kinase 1. Gene Ontology annotation, molecular function: protein binding; ATP binding; protein kinase activity. Gene Ontology annotation, biological process: protein phosphorylation. The transcript has 2 exons. Lineage: Eukaryota; Viridiplantae; Streptophyta; Magnoliopsida; Lamiales; Lamiaceae. The record is from RefSeq and is a predicted model, not a curated record. Bases 89 to 2017 code for a protein of 642 amino acids.
UCUCCUUCAUUCUUUGCCCUCAUUCCCAAUUUUAGGUGUCCAACUCACAAGGGCGCGCACUCACAAGUGCGCGCCACCACUUCAACCCAUGAUGGUUCAACGCCAUGUCCUUUCCGAGCCCACACGCUCCUCCUCUCCGAUCUUCCUCCUCCUCCUCCUCUUCCACAAUCUCGCCGUCUCACAUAGUCAAUCCGAUGCCCAACUCCUGCUCAAGUUCAAGGCAUCUCUCCGGAACACGGCCGCCUUGGCCGAUUGGACCCCCUCCCAGCCCCCCUGCAGCGGCUGGAAGGGCGUUCUGUGCGCCAGCGGCCACGUCUGGGGCCUGCAGCUCGAGAACAUGGGCUUGCAUGGGCUGAUCGACGUCGAAACCCUAGCCAAAUUGUCCGAUUUGAGAAGUCUCAGCUUCAAGAACAACGACUUUCAGGGCUCCUUGCCCAAUCUCACCCGCCACGGCGCCCUUAAGACCGUCUUUUUGUCUAACAACAAGUUUUCCGGUGAGAUUCCCGACACCGCUUUCUAUGGGAUGCAAUCCUUGAAGAAGCUUCACUUGGCUAACAACAAGUUCACCGGCGCCAUUCCGGCCACCUUGGCCACGCUGCCUAGGUUGAUAGAAUUGACGCUGCAAGACAAUGAAUUUGAAGGUCAAAUACCCAAUUUCCGGCAGCAAGGCUUGAAAAAUUUCAAUGUCUCCAAUAAUAGAUUGGCUGGCCAAAUCCCUCAAAGCCUCAGCCAUUUAGAUGCUUCCUCGUUCUAUGGCAACGAAGCCCUAUGCGGAGCCCCGCUUGAUCAGGCAUGCCCCUCCAACGCCGACGAUAAAGGCGGCAGCCACCACCGGCGGUUCCCGGAGACAACGAUCGCGGUAGUGGCGAUCCUGCUGGGGGCAGCACUGAUAGCCCUUUUAGGAGUGUGCAUCUUCUUCGUCUGCCGCAAGAAAAGGUCCCAGCAAGGCGGGGCCUCUGCCUCGGCCGCCGCCACCCCGGCCGCAACGGCAGAUUUGAACGAAAUGGAAAGAGGUGCGGGUGCGGCAGCAGCAGGCGGGUCGGAGAGCGGGAAGCCAAGCGUGAGGCUGCUGACAUUCCUGAAGGAAGAUUCAGAGAAAUUCGACAUGCAGGAGCUGCUGAAGGCGUCGGCGGAGGUCCUGGGCAGCAGCGUGUUCGGGUCGACAUACAAGGCGGGGCUGAACGGGAAGAAGAUGACUGUGAAGAGAUUCAAGCACAUGAACCAAGUGAGCAAAGAAGACUUCAACGAGCACAUGAGAAGGCUGGGGCGCAUGAGCCAUCAGAAUGUGCAGCCCAUUGUGGCAUUCUACUACAAGAAGGAGGAGAAGCUCCUCGUAGCCGAGUUCGCCCACAAUGUCAGCCUCGCCGCCAGACUUCACGCCAAUGACCAUCCAUCCCUCGACUGGGCAACGCGCCUCAAAAUCGUCAAAGGAGUGGCCAAAGGGCUUCUCUACCUCCACAACGAGCUGCCCAGCCUCACUCCGGCGCACGGCCACCUCAAGGCGUCCAACGUGCUCCUCGACGCCGCCUUCAGCCCUCUCCUCACCGACUACGGGUUAAUACCCAUCGUCAACAAAGAGCAAGCCCAAGAGAACAUGGUCGCCUACAAGUCCCCCGAGUACAAGGAAACCGGCAAGCUCACCAAGAAAACCGACGUCUGGAGCUUCGGAUACUUGAUACUCGAAAUCCUCACGGGGAAGUCCGGCGUAGAGCAGCAGGCCGAGGUGGACCUCGCCGCCUGGGUGGAGACGGCCGUCGCGGACGACACGCCCGUGUUUGAUCCGGAGAUGGGCGGGAGUAAUCACGGGCAGGGCGAGAUGAUGAAGCUCUUGAAAAUAGGGUUGAGCUGCUGCCAGGCCGACGCCGAUAGUCGGCCGGAGAUAAGGGAGGUGGUGGAGAAGGUGGAGGAGAUCAAGGAGAAGGAAUUCGAUGAGGAUUUCUACUCGUCGUACGCCAGCGAAAGUGACAUGCGAUCAUCCAGAGGAUUAUCUGAUGAUUUCAAGUCCAUCAAUAUAUAGAUAGAAAAUUUAAUUUAAUUGAUAGAUCAUGUCUAUUUCUCUCAUUUGGUUUGCUCUCUUGUAAUAUUUAUCUGUGGUUAAAUUUUUGAUUCUAUAUUCUCAGA